AGUCAUAUGAUGUAACAGCAUGAGCCUUGAGAUGGCAAAGCUCUAUCUCUAUGUUGCUAGCAUUGAUAGUCAUAUUUAACUUUAUGAUUGAACAAUGACUUUAUCUAAUGCUUUUUUAAUAAAGCAUAAUGAUUCUUAGAGAGUGAAGGCUUGGAUUAAUGCUUAGUAUGAUACAUUAUCAGGACUUCACUGGAAAAAAGGACAUGAUUUUUUGUGGGGUGUUUGAUGGUCAUGGUCCUCUAGGACACAAGUUAUCACAGUGCAUACGUGACAAUCUACCCGCAAAACUGUCAGCAUCAAUCAAACAGUCACAAGAAAAAGCCAUGAAACACUAUGACGCUAAUGCUACAAAUGGUGGCAGUCAUAGUGAUGACUAUGUUGAGGAUAACCAAAAUAUGUCCUUUCCUUCAUGGGAGGGAACCUUUAUGAGGUGCUUCAGUGAAAUAGAUGAAAAGUUUGCUAAGAACAUAGACACUGACGGAUUUCGGGGCGGUAGCACUGCUGUAACUGUAAUCAAACAGGGUGACCAAUUAAUAAUUGGCAAUGUGGGGGAUUCUCGUGCAGUUCUUUGCAGAAGAGCACCUGACAAUCGUCUUAUUCCUGUUCAACUUACUGUUGACUUGACUCCAGAUAUUCCAAGAGAAGCUUUGAGGAUCAUUAAUUGUGGAGGUAGAAUUUUUGCUACAGAAGAAGAUCCAAGUGUAAACAGAGUAUGGAUGCCUAAAGGGGACUGCCCUGGACUGGCUAUGGCAAGAGCCUUUGGAAAUUUUUGCUUAAAAGACUAUGGUGUCACCUCGAUCCCAGAUGUAUCAUACAGAAAACUUACCAAGCAGGAUGAGUUUGUGGUUUUGGCUUCUGAUGGGAUAUGGGAUAUGCUAUCAAACAGUGAAGUAAUAAACAUAGUUGCUUCAGCACCAAAAAGGUCCAUGGCAGCCAAAUUGUUAGUAAACCAUGCUGUUCGGGCUUGGAGAUAUAAGCAUGGUUUCAAGGUUGAUGAUUGUUCAGCCAUAUGCUUGUUCCUGAAGGAUUAGCCUGUUUUAACCCAAUCCUGAUCCAAUGUGAGCGGGAGCAAUAGACAUCCCUUCAAGCACCUGCAUUUCUCAUAAUCUAGACUUGUAGAUACUGAAAUUGUAGAUAUGGCAAGAGUAUGGUAGAAUCAAAAGGAAUGGGAACUCUUGGAGGAUUCUCCAGAGCCAACUUUGAAUCAUAGAUUGCAAUCAUCUCAGUACCUUUAAGGGGGGUUGAAGCUGAUCACUACUCAGCCAGAACUCCACAAAUCCAAGGGCUAGUAGUGCUACUAACAAGUUAGCAAUUGUAUGGCCAGAAGAUUUUGCUUUUGGCACAAGCCCAAAAGAAGGCAAUUAUUUUAGCCUUCUAAUUCUGGUGUGAUUACAUGCAAGACUUUUUUUCUAUCUUCCUAAGACAAACUUUGAUCAAUUUUAGCGCUCUAUGGUACCAUAAAACUUUCUUCGUCUUUUUCUUUCUGGCUUGGGUACUAAAGAGUUAAAUGAGCAACU
Molecule: messenger RNA, 1517 nt
Organism: Glycine soja
Lineage: Eukaryota; Viridiplantae; Streptophyta; Magnoliopsida; Fabales; Fabaceae
Product: probable protein phosphatase 2C 74
Exons: 4
Coding region: 159-1031 (290 amino acids)
Biological process (GO): protein dephosphorylation
Molecular function (GO): protein serine/threonine phosphatase activity
Source: RefSeq, a predicted model, not a curated record